Messenger RNA from Helicoverpa zea (corn earworm), 1629 nucleotides. RefSeq lists its product as uncharacterized. The transcript is spliced from 5 exons. Bases 247 to 774 code for a protein of 175 amino acids. The record is from RefSeq and is a predicted model, not a curated record. Lineage: Eukaryota; Metazoa; Arthropoda; Insecta; Lepidoptera; Noctuidae.
GUACAGUCGCGGCUCCUUCAGACGAUCUCUGGCGAGCGCACGGUCACAUCGCGUACUGCCGCGAACAAACGCAUUACUCCCGACCGAUACCCGUGAUCAUUCACAUUGUCCAAGUGAUUAGCGAGUGUAAACAGUGAUAACCAGUGAUUUAAUUUAUUUGUUUGAACGUGAUAUACUGACCAAGUCAUGAAGCGGUGAGACGGAUUCCAGACACUUUGGGACUUGACGAGACAUAAACCAGACACCAUGAAGCGAUUACAGAAGUGUUGUUGUUGUGCCUCCACUCGAACUGGCACGCUCAUCACUGCCAUCCUCGGGAUCAUUCUCUCUAUUGCCACAAUCAUCAUAGUAUGGGUCGUCAAGAGACACAGAAUCACAUUCAGCACAUUCAUCUUUGAUGAAGACUUCGAUAGGAAACUUUCAGAUUUAGACAUUCCGAGAAUAAUAUUAACUAUAAACUUGUGCUUCACCAUACUGAUAUGCACACUACUUAUGAUAGCCGUACAUAAACGGCGAUCAUGGCUGAUGUUACCCUGGGUGGUGCUGGGCAUCGUGCUGGCCAUCGGCUUGCUUAUCAGCGUGUUACACACCUCCAUAACUUACUAUCUCGACGAUAAAGAAGAUCACACCAUCAUAGCCACAAUCAUUCUUAUUGGCGGGCUAUUCUAUUUAUGUCUGUACCUCUACCUGUGGGCAGUGGUGUUCAGCCAUUAUUUAGACGUGCGUGACGAAGAGGAAAGAGGGCGGUACCGUAAGGCUCCCUACAGACGAUAAGCCGACAACUGCGAAACUGACUGCAUAAUAUUCGAAAAUCUCGUCAACAGCUAAUCUCAAUGCUUUUAUCUCUUACAAUAUUUUAGGAUGAUGAAUGUGAAAAUUAAAAUGACUUUCUCGGAUAUUCGAGUGGAAACUAGUGUCUUGUCUUAACAGUGCCUUAACUCGGAGUAAAUAAAUAUUUUAUGUAUUUGUAGAUACCUAUUGACAAUGAAUUUAAUACAUCGUAGUGCUAAGUGUUGGUAUAAUGUUGAUUUUUUUUUUUAUAACGCAUAUACAAAAAGUUGGGCAAGAAAAGUUCAUUCAAAAGGUUAUCUGACGUACCUACCCCUUACCUAAAUAUUUAUUUACCCAGUAAAACUAAAAUAUCAUAAUAAUAUCUUUACUUUACUUUGUAAUGAAUACCUAUAAUAGUCCUUUAUUAAAUGCAGAAGGUCUCUACAGGUGUUAUACAUUGUCAUCGGUUCUCUCCCACAUAGGUACCUACCUAUUUCUUAAAUGUUGUCUUACAAAGUAAGGCGCUAGACAGCAAAAAGAAUAAAAAAAAUAUUUUAAGCAAUUUUUAUAGUAGAUACAAUAUUUAAAACUUAACCCAAAACUAGCCUUCAGGGCAGUCGCGUUUUAGCAACACAAUUUUUAUAAGUAGAUAUUCUAAUACGAAAUGGUUAAAAUAGUCAUUAAAAUUAUUUAAUAAAACAUCUAACUUGCCCGUAAUACCUGAACCUGUCUAUAAUAACUUAUUUUUAUAUUUAAUUUAACAAAGUUUUACGAGUACAGAGAAACAUUAUAUUGUUAAAUCUAAGUUACUAUAUUAAGUUUGAUUACAUUCUUGUUUAAUAAACAAAGAAUAAUAAA